Bursaphelenchus xylophilus (pine wood nematode) is the source of this 2075-nucleotide messenger RNA. The record is from the annotation of a GenBank genome assembly. Lineage: Eukaryota; Metazoa; Nematoda; Chromadorea; Rhabditida; Aphelenchoididae.
AUGCUUCGAAAUGCCAUCAGAAUCCAGGCCUUUACCGGAUUUACAUCGCACAUCCGCCUGAUCUCGCAGAAUUCCAAGUUAUUCAACAGAUUUCGAGCAACCCGAACUCGUCGACCGGUAGCCGACCCAAAACCAAAAGAAUUCAAGUCUCAAGAAGUCCAUGAAGUCCAUCCUGAUUCGAUAUCGCUUCGCCCGCCGUCGCACCUUUGGAGAGCUCUUGGUUUCACAGCUGGUGUAGGUUAAUUUCUUUGUUUUUGUUUGGUUUUUAGAUGAUUUCAUGGGCACAAGAGGACUGAAAAUGGUCUUUGAAGCAAUGUGCGGCUUUUCAGGCCUUUUGAUAAAUGAUUUUGGCCUUUUUGGGAAAAUUCGGAUAUUACACUUGGCCUAAAAUUUCUUUUGCAUGUAUCUUCUAAUUUUAAGCAGUUGACAGAAUCCUGCUGGUCUGAGAAGAAUCUGCAUGAUCGGGUCUUGCUUUUCAAUAUUUGAAAUUUUCAUUACCUUUUGGUUUUACAUCAUUAUUGACAUUAUUUUACCUCUGAACGCCUGUUUUUAGGUAUCAGCUGUAACUUACACAGUUGCCGCGUACAGCGAUUUCCAACGGCAGAAGGACUUUAAGCAAUCUAUUAACGAUUUCUUUUCCCACUCGUUCUUCACCAAUUUCGCCGAGCCGUCCAGCUCACGUAGUAUUAAUCAUGAGCUUGGUGAAUUUUCUCCAGGCCAGAAGCUGAUAUUCGGAUUGAUUGCUGCAAAUGUAGCCAUCACUAUUUUAUGGCAAAUUCCAUCACUCAGAGUCCCAAUGAUGCGGUAUUUUACGAAUUCUUUCGCUCAGAGUGAGUCUUUUUAUAUUGUACUUGACGUUUAGAAAAGGUGAAAAAGAACCUUUCAGAAAGUCUCUGUGUCCCAAUGGUGUCCUCAGUGUUCUCUCACAGCAGUUGGAUCCAUUUGGGACUGAAUAUGUACGUCCUGCAUAGUUUUGCAUCCGUCUCCGUGGAUCGGUUUUUCGGAGUUGAUCAGGUACGAGAUUUGGUUAUAUUUCUUUGAAUUUUAGAUGUAGUUCUUGGCUUUCUACCUCACAGCCGGCGCAUUUUCUUCGUUGACUAGUCUGGCUCACAAAUCGGCGGUUAGAUCGCCUGUUCGGGCGCUGGGCGCAGUAAGUUGGCAUGGAUAAUAUAAUUUUUGUCGAUUUUUUAAAAUAUUUUUGCUUUUUUGACGGUUUGAAAGAAUUUAAUGAAAAGCUACUAAUAUUUAGAGUAUAAUAGAGUAUCUUAGCCUCAAAUUUUAUCACCUUUUAUUUACUUUUUUACCUAAAAAAUUUUUAUUUUUAGUCCGGAGCAAUUUGCGCAUUGCUUGUCUACACAUGCAUGAAGAUCCCGGAUUCUCGAUUGUCCAUCAUUUUCCUGCCGAUGUUCACGUUUAGCGCGGAGAAUGCGGCGUAUGGAUUGAUGGCGUUCGACUUGGCCGGACUGCUCCUCCGAUUCAAACUUUUCGAUCACGCUGCUCAUUUAGGUGGAAGUAUAUUCGGAUUGUAAGUUUUUUUGACUUUGUUAGAGCAUUUGAAAUUUUAGUGAGGUAAUUUGGAAAGUGACAAAUGCAAAAUCGAGAUUUUUAUUUGGAAAUUUUGGCUUUUGUCAUGGAUAAUAUAAUUUUUGACGAUUUUUGAAAACGACAAGUGAUUGGAUGGAUCUUGUUGGGCUUGUAGUAGCCUUAUACGUCAUUUGCAAAGAUUUUUUUCGAAAAAUUUUAGUUUAGAACUUAUUUUGGAUCAAAAAUAGGGCUAGGCGAUUUUUCGUUAAAAAUGUAGUAAAGACCUCCUAAAACUCGUUGAAAUUGGUUGUAGUAGAAAGGUACUGCUAUGUUCAAGCCUUUUCAACAAAAGGAUUUUGGUAGUUUUACUUGUCCGAGCCAUUCCAUCCAUUUUUAUAUUAUCCAUGACCCAUUUUUGGUUCAUUUUUUUAUUUCCGUUAUAAUUCCGUGCUCAUCGAGUUGUUCUCACUCUUUUCAGAUGGUAUGCAUGGUACGGGCAGGCGUUGGUGGAACAACGACUAUUUCCCUUCGUUCAGCGUUAUUUGAAAUAA